CCGGUGGUUCUAGUCUUUCAUUCAGCAUCCACUAUCAGCUACCGUCCGCCAGCGUUAGUUCUCCGCCAGCAGCGCCAGUGUCUAGGUUUUGUCCGAGAAAAAUAUCUCCAUUCCAUCAUGAAGUGUGAAAUUAUUCUUCUGUUUGCAUGUGCAUCUCUCGCGCUGGCUGCGCCGCAAAGGUCAGACGCUGAGGCAGAAAUCCUCCAGCAGGAAAACAACAUCGAACCGGACGGCGAGUAUCAGUACAGUUACGAAACAGCCAACGGUAUCCGAGGUCAGGAAACGGGAACGCUCAAGCGUGCCAGCAGUCCCGACACCAGUGAUGUAAUUGUGUCGGCCGGUUCUAUCAGCUACACCGCACCCGAUGGCAGCUUGGUCGAGCUGAGCUACACCGCCGACGACGAGAACGGAUUCCAGCCGUCCGGCUCUCAUCUGCCCACGCCACCACCCAUCCCGGCCCAGAUCCAGAAAGCGCUAGACUAUUUGGCCAGUCUGCCACCGUCGAACCGGCGGCGCUAGAGGCGUCAACAUCCUGGCAUCCCCCCAAAGCCGGCCAAUACUCAGCGCAAAAACCCAAAACCCACUAAACGGUCCGACACUCACGAUCCUCGAAACACAAACACACUCAAACAAACACAAACACAGAUGAAACGGC
This is a messenger RNA of Anopheles stephensi (Asian malaria mosquito), 655 nucleotides long. RefSeq names its product endocuticle structural glycoprotein ABD-4-like. Gene Ontology annotation, molecular function: structural constituent of chitin-based larval cuticle. NCBI's taxonomy places the organism in Eukaryota, Metazoa, Arthropoda, Insecta, Diptera, Culicidae. Gene Ontology annotation, cellular component: chitin-based extracellular matrix. The transcript has 3 exons. The record is from RefSeq and is a predicted model, not a curated record. The coding region runs from base 118 to 519 and encodes 133 amino acids.